AUGAAGUUCGCCGCCGCAACAGCUCUCUUUGCAGGUCUCGCCGCCGCCGGCCCUGUUGAGCUUGUCGAGCGCCAGAGUUGCCCCAAGGUCUACAUCUUCGGAGCUCGUGAGACCACCCUGCCUCAAAGCAAUGGCUACGGUACCGCCGCCGGGCUCGUAAACUCCGUCAAGAGCGCCUACCCCGGUGCAGGAUCCGAGGCCAUCGUAUACCCAGCUUGCGGUGGAGGAUCUGCCUGCGGAGGCAUUUCCUACGACAACUCUGCUUCCCAGGGAACUGCAGCCGUUGUCAAGGCUGUUACUGCCUACAACCAAAAGUGCCCUGACACUCAGAUCGUCCUCAUUGGAUACUCUCAGGGAGGUCAGAUCAUGGACAACGCCGUCUGUGGCGGCGCAGGUUCCACAUUGACCGGCACCGCCCUGGCAGCCGUCAAGGCCGCAAUCUUCAUGGGUGACCCCCACAACCGUAACGGUCUCCCCUACAACGUCGGUACCUGCAAGGCCCAAGGCUUCGCCGCCCGCCCCUCAGGAUUCUCCUGCUCGCCCGCCAGCACCAGCAUCAUCCAGAGCUACUGCGACUCCCAGGACCCAUACUGCUGCAACGGAAACGACGCCAACCACCACCAGCAGUACGUCAGCAUCUACGGAAACCAGGCCCUCACCUUCAUCAAGAGCAAGCUCACUGCUUAG
This is a messenger RNA of Alternaria ethzedia, 687 nucleotides long. RefSeq lists its product as uncharacterized. Lineage: Eukaryota; Fungi; Ascomycota; Dothideomycetes; Pleosporales; Pleosporaceae. The record is from RefSeq and is a predicted model, not a curated record. The transcript has 3 exons. Gene Ontology annotation, molecular function: hydrolase activity. The coding region runs from base 1 to 687 and encodes 228 amino acids.